Messenger RNA from Nematolebias whitei (Rio pearlfish), 2742 nucleotides. It is a transcript of the gene cux1b, whose product is annotated as cut-like homeobox 1b. Gene Ontology annotation, biological process: intra-Golgi vesicle-mediated transport. The record is from RefSeq and is a predicted model, not a curated record. The coding region runs from base 101 to 2110 and encodes 669 amino acids. Gene Ontology annotation, cellular component: Golgi membrane. The transcript has 22 exons. NCBI's taxonomy places the organism in Eukaryota, Metazoa, Chordata, Actinopteri, Cyprinodontiformes, Rivulidae.
GAUCCGGUCCGGGUGUUCCGGACACCCGCUCCUCUCCACUGAACUCCAACCCCCGCGCGCUCUCUAUCAGCAUCUCAUUCCUGUCUCAAUAUGUCUCAAGAUGGCGGCCAACGCAGGAUCGAUGUUUCAAUAUUGGAAGCGCUUUGACUUACAGCAACUACAGAAAGAACUUGACGCCACCGCCACACAGCUUGCCAACAGACAGGACGAGAGCGAACAGUCAAGGAAGAAACUAAUCGACCUGAGCCGCGAGUUCAAGAAGACAACUCCAGAGGAUUUAAGGAAACAAGUUGCUCCUCUACUUAAGAGCUUCCAAGGAGAGAUUGAUGCCUUGAGUAAAAGAAGUAAAGAAGCAGAGGCCGCCUUCUUGAACGUGUACAAGAAAAUAAUCGAUGUCCCAGACCCUGUACCUGUGUUGGAGCUGGCUCAGCAGCUGCAGCUGAAGCUCCAGAGGAUGCACGACAUUGAGACAGAGAACACCAAGCUUCGAGAGACACUGGAGGACUACAACAAAGAGUUCGCAGAAGUUAAAAACCAAGAGGUGACCAUUAAGGCCUUGAAGGAGAAGAUCCGUGAGUACGAGCAGACUCUGAAGAAUCAGGCUGAGAACUUGGCCCAAGAGAAGCAGCUCCAGCUACACAAUGACUAUGCAGAAAAAGAGAGAAAACUCCAGGAGAGCCAGGACUCCAUGUCCUCGAGGUUGAAAGAGGCCGAACACAAGGUCCAGUCCCUGCAGACAGCACUUGAAACAACUCAGGCUGAGCUCUUUGAUUUGAAGACAAAGUAUGAUGAAGAAUCUACAGCUAAGGUCGAUGAAAUUGAGAUGGUGAUGACAGACCUGGAAAGAGCCAAUCAGCGAGCUGAAGCAGCCCAGCGAGAGGCAGAGACCCUCAGAGAGCAGCUGUCACUGAGUGACCACCCCCAGCAGCCCAGCAGUCCGGCCAAGGCUGACCCCGACUCUGAACAAGCGGCAGAGACGGCGUCCCACUCAAGUCUGGAGGCGGAGCUCAGGGCCAAAGAAAGGGAGACCGCCCAGCUGGUGGAGGAUGUCCAGAGACUGCAGGCCAGCCUGACCAAACUCCGAGAGACCACCAGCUCCCAGAUCUCACAGCUGGAACAGCAGUUGAGCAGCAAAUCUGCAGUUCUCAAGGAACUGGAGGAGAAACUGGAAAAGCAGGCCGACUAUGAGGAGGUCAAGAAGGAGUUGAGUAUCCUCAAGACUAUGGAGUUUGGAACUUCUGACUCUGUGCAGGACUCUUCCAAACCUCUGGAGGUGCUGCUGCUGGAGAAGAAUCGAGCCCUUCAGUCAGAGAGCGCUGCUCUGCGCAUCGCCAACACCGAACUGAGUGGCCGCUACUCUGAGCUUCAGGUGGAGUUUUCAGCCGCGGUGCGAACCAGCGCCGAGCAGAAGGAGCUGAUCGUGAAGCUGGAGCACGACCUGAGCACCAUCCAGGCCUUGUCCUCCCUCUCACGCCCCGAUGCAGACGGGUCGGAGGUCGUCAACAUUCCAGAGCCCAUCAAAGAGGCCACUGAGAUGUUUAGCGGUUCAGGUGUGAGCCCCCAGCCUGAGCUCCCCCAGGGCCAGAUGGACUCUCUGCUCUCCAUCAUCUCCAGCCAAAGGGAGAGGUUCCGCUCCCGCAACCAGGAACUGGAAGCUGAGAACCGCUCCGUGCAGCAGACCAUGCAGGCCCUGCAGAACGAGCUGGACAGCCUGAGGGCCGACAACAUCAAGCUCUACGAGAAGAUCAAGUUCCUGCAGAGCUACGCGGGCCGAGCCGGCGGCAGCGACGACACGGUGAUGCGCUACUCCUCCCAGUACGAGGAGAGACUGGAUCCAUUUUCUUCCUUCAGCAAGCGGGAGCGUCAGCGCCGAUACCUGAGCCUCAGUCCUUGGGAUAAAGCCACUCUUAGCCUGGGACGCGUGAUCCUCUCCAACAAGAUGGCCAGAACCAUCGCCUUCUUCUACACCCUGUUUCUGCAUUGUUUGGUCUUCUUGGUGCUGUACAAGACGGCCUGGAGCGAGAGCAUCGGCAGAGACUGCACCGCGUUCUGUGCCAAAAAGUACGCUGACCACCUCCACCGCUUCCAUGAGGAUGAGCAAAACCUUUGAGCUGUCCUUCGUUAGCAUCUGCACAAUCCCCGAGCAUGCCGUUCAGGCUCAUUUGUUCCUGUUGUAUCUAAAUUCUCCAUUAGGGGGCAUUUUAGUGCAUUAUUUAAAAAAAUGGUUAUUUGAGUAGAAAGGAGGUUUAAGUUUCUAAUUUCCUGACCUAGUUAUAUUUUAACUUCAUGUUCUUUUUGCUUUUGGGACAACAGAAACCUAAAACACAAUAAUUAUUAGUGCUCUCUGUGUUUAAAUCUGAUUUAAUGAAGAAAAUUUGUUUACUGCACCGAAGUGGACCAGGAUACUGGUAGUGUGGUUUUGAUUAAUUUGUUAGAUUAAUAAUCAGUAAUGAUAAUGAUGGCAGGUCAACAGGGUGUGGAUUAAAGUUAAGGUGGUGGGAUUAGUGCAGAAACGGGUAAAGUAAAAUUAGAUUAAUGGGGUUGAUUAUUGAUCAGAAGGUGCAGUUUGAUUGUUUUUGGUUUUGAAGUCGACUUAUUGUUACUGAAAGAAGACGAGGUGGUUCUGUUGGUUUACAGUUAUUAAAUCUCACAUCUCAAUAAACUUUAUUUCUGUGCAUGUUUACCUUUUAGCCCUCUCUCUUCUGUCUCUGCAGAUGUAUUCAAAUAAAGACUAUGCAAUCA